AGUUCCAGACGGAAGAGGCGGCGUGCGUGUUUUCAGGAGCGAUUAGUUUGUAUGAAACUAGGAGCCAAAGGAGACCACAGACACACGUCAGUAUUGAUCCGGACGGCGGGUCUGCUCAGCCGAGAGUAUUCGGAUGACAUUCAUCCUCGUGAUUAGAUAAAUUAAUUAGCCUGCUGCUCGUUCACACCGGGCCGAGUCAUCUCUGCACAAUGAGGAAGGUUGCUCUGCUGCUGCUGCUGCUGCUCGGCGUUGCACACUUUGUGACUGUCAGCAGAUGUGACGAUGAAGUUACAGAUGAUAAAUUGGAGACCGAGGAGGAGGAGGACAGUGAUGAUGAGGAUGAUGAUGAUGAUGAUGACACUGAGGUGAAAGAAGAAAACGGGGUAUUUGUGCUGAAAGACAACAACUUUGACACUUUCAUGGAGGGCAAAGACACAGUUUUGAUUGAGUUUUACGCCCCAUGGUGUGGCCACUGCAAACAGUUUGCACCGGAGUAUGAAAAAAUCGCUCAGACUCUCAAGGAGAACGACCCUCCUAUACCUGUGGCAAAAGUUGAUGCAACAGAAGCAAGCGGGUUGGGGACUAGGUUCGAAGUGUCCGGGUAUCCAACUAUCAAGAUCCUGAAAAAUGGGGAGCCUAUCGAGUACGAUGGAGAGCGGACAGAGACAGCUAUUGUGGCAAGAGUCAAAGAGGUGGCUCAUCCGGACUGGAAGCCCCCUCCUGAGGCGACACUGGUGCUGACCAACGACAACUUUGAUGAGACCGUCAACAACGCGGACAUCAUCCUGGUGGAGUUCUACGCUCCAUGGUGCGGACACUGUAAGAGUCUCGCUCCAGAGUACGAGAAAGCAGCCCAAGAGCUCAGUCAGCGCUCUCCUCCCAUCCCUCUGGCCAAGGUAGACGCCACCGUGGAGAACGAUAUCGCCACACGUUUUGAAGUCACAGGUUACCCCACACUCAAGAUCUUCAGGAGAGGAAAGAUGUUCGACUACAACGGGCCCAGAGAGAAGCACGGGAUUGUUGAGUACAUGGGAGAGCAGGCUGGGCCUCCCUCUAAGCAGGUCCAGGCAGCAAAACAGGUGCAGGAGCUCAUCAAGGACGGGGACGAUGCUGUGAUUGUUGGUGUGUUUUCUGGGGAACAGGAUGCAGCCUACGAGAUCUACAUUGAGGCCUGUAACGCCUUGAGGGAAGAUUUCGCCUUCCGUCACACAUUCAGCUCUGAAGUGGCCAAACUGCUGAAGGCUUCACCUGGUCAGGUUGUCAUCGUUCAGCCGGAGAGGUUCCGCUCCAAGUACGAGCCAUCUUCACGCUCACUCACAGUGCAGGACUCCACAGCCGUGUCAGAGGUGCAGGAGUUCUUCAGAAAGCAUGUGAUCCCUCUGGUGGGCCACAGAAAACCAAGCAAUGAUGCCAAACGCUACACAAAGAGACCCCUGGUGGUCGUUUAUUAUGGAGUGGACUUUAGUUUUGACUACAGGAAAGCCACACAGUUCUGGAGGUCCAAGGUGCUCGCUGUGGCGAAGGACUUCCCUGAGUACACGUUUGCCAUCGCCGACGAGGAAGACUACGCAGAGGAGCUGAAGGGCCUGGGCCUGAGCGACAGUGGAGAGGAUGUGAAUGUGGGAAUUCAGGGGGAGGGAGGCAAAAAAUAUGCCAUGGACCCAGAUGAGUUUGACUCUGAAGUGCUGAGAGACUUUGUCAUGGCUUUCAAGAAAGGGAAGCUGAAGCCCAUCAUCAAGUCGCAGCCGGUGCCAAAGAACAACAAAGGACCAGUGAAGGUGGUCGUAGGUAAAACGUUUGAAGACAUCGUGAUGGAUACCCAGAAUGACGUCCUCAUUGAGUUCUACGCUCCGUGGUGCGGCCACUGUAAAAAGCUGGACCCUGAAUACAUAGCGCUCGGCAAAAAGUUUAAGGCGGAGAAGAAUCUGGUGAUCGCAAAGAUGGACGCCACAGCCAACGACGUGCCAUACGACGGCUACAAAGUUGAAGGUUUCCCCACGAUAUACUUCGCCCCGAGCAACAGCAAGCAGAGCCCGAUCAAAUUCGAAGGCGGGGACAGAACGGUAGACGGCUUCAGCAAGUUUAUCGAACAGCACGCCACAAAGCUGUCACAGCAGAGAGACGAACUUUGAGAAUGUCGCUCUCUGUGAGUAGCUGAGAACUCUAAUCUUGCUCGAGCGGGGUCUCAGAGACACCGAGGAGGACUCUGUGGAGGUGAAGGGAAGGAAGGGGAAGUUAAAAAGGAGUUACUGUGAUGAUUACAAUCAUCGUUUUAGUUUCUGUUCAUUCUGAGAGAUUCAGCUUUCUUUGUUUCUAAAAGCAUGUAAGCACUGUUGAAGAUUUUUAAAUAAAAGUAAAAAUGAUGGCAGCUUUGGGCGCCAGCACUUCAA
Molecule: messenger RNA, 2390 nt
Organism: Notolabrus celidotus (New Zealand spotty)
Lineage: Eukaryota; Metazoa; Chordata; Actinopteri; Labriformes; Labridae
Gene: pdia4
Product: protein disulfide isomerase family A, member 4
Exons: 10
Coding region: 210-2132 (640 amino acids)
Biological process (GO): response to endoplasmic reticulum stress; protein folding
Cellular component (GO): endoplasmic reticulum lumen; endoplasmic reticulum; cell surface
Molecular function (GO): protein disulfide isomerase activity
Source: RefSeq, a predicted model, not a curated record